AACGCAGGACUAGCUGUCUGCUGCUGCUCAACACCACUUUGUCCGCUCAGCUGUGUGUCUUACCACUGCUCUCCAUUAGCGAAGCCAAGUGGAUUUGAUCAGCACUACCAGCAUGUGGGCUGCACGUCCACAAAAAGAGCAGGCUCGCCCUGCACAGGGGUCUGACUGCUAAGCAUGCUGGGUAAAGCUCCACCUACUACCAGUAACCUCAACCUGGUGAAUUCUGAGGUGUCUGACACGACAGCGGCCCCGGACGAACACGACGGUAUCACGAUGGCAGAGCUAGUGGAGAGCCUGGAUACCAGAGAGCUGGACAUGGGGGAGGGAGAGGAGAAUGACUAUGAUGGAAACUUAGGGGACAGUCGUAUCGCGUUUUCAGCCGUGUAUGCCACAGUGGGCUUUAAGGAGGCAGAAGCCAAGGUCUACCUCUCUACCGUGCCCAUUACUGCCCGCAUACUGGAGGUGGAGAGAUUCACCACCGCACAAGACCGCUUCAACCUGUCGCACCAAAGGAGCGUCAGCAAGUCUCUGCCAGCAGUGUUUAAGAUCGAGCUGAAGCACGGUGAGUUUACCUGGGUGGUUAAGAGGAAGGAGAAGCAUUUCAUGGAGCUGCACAGAGAGCUGAGGACGUACAAGACCUUCAUGAGGAUACCGCUGCCGUCACGCAGCCACACAGUGAGGAGAAGGACGGUGAGGAAGAGCGAGGUGAGAGAGAUGCCCUCGCUGCCAAGGGGAGGAGGAGACGAGCUGGUGCGAGAUGAGCAGGUCUCCAGCAGGCGGAGACAAUUAGAAGACUAUUUGAACAAGCUGCUGAAGAUGGCCAUGUACCGCAAAUAUCACCAUACUAUGGAGUUCAUUGACGUCAGCCAGCUGUCCUUCAUUCAUGACUUGGGGCCCAAAGGACUGGAAGGGAUGAUCUAUAAGCGUUCAGGUGGACAUCGUAUACCUGGCAUGAACUGCUGUGGUCACAGCCAGGCCUGCUACCGCUGGUCCAAACGCUGGCUGGUGGUGAAGGACUCGUGUCUGCUGUACAUGAAGCCGGACUCAGGGGCCAUCUCCUUCGUCCUGUUGGUGGAUAAAGAGUUCAGCAUCAAGAUGGACUCCAAAGACACAGAGACCAAACACGGAGUCCGGAUUGACAGCCUCUCCAGGACCCUGGUGUUUAAGUGCAGCAGCUACAGACACGCACGCUGGUGGGGUCAGAGCAUCGAGAGCUUCGUGAGGAGUCACGGGAAGGCUUUCCUCCGAGAUCACCGCUUUGGAUCUUUUGCACAGGAGGAGGAAAACAUCCCUUCCAAAUGGUAUGUAAAUGGGAAGACCUACAUGGAGGAUGUGGCUGAUGCUUUGGAGGAGGCUAAAGAAGAAAUCUUUAUCACUGACUGGUGGCUGAGUCCAGAGAUCUUCUUGAAGAGGCCGGUGGUGGAGGGGAACAGGUGGAGGCUAGACUGUACCCUCAAACGCAAGGCACAACAGGGUGUGCGCAUCUUUGUGAUGUUGUACAAGGAGGUGGAGCUCGCCCUGGGGAUCAACUCAGGCUACAGCAAGAGGACCCUCUCACACCUGCACCCCAACAUCAAGGUGAUGCGUCAUCCAGAUCACGUCUCCUCCUCCGUCUAUCUGUGGGCGCAUCACGAGAAGAUUGUGGUCAUUGACCAAUCGGUCGCCUUCGUUGGCGGGAUCGACCUGGCAUAUGGUCGCUGGGACGACAGAGAACACCGGCUGACAGAUGUCGGCAGUGUGACACGCUCCGUGGCCCUUGAGCAGGCUGGCUCCACCACAACUCCGUCCAGUAAGGGUGUGUCCUUCAUCGAUAGCGCUCCCAAGACCAACGGACAGGGGACUCCUCCCGGUGAUCCGGCAGACUUGCCCAAACUCAAGGGGAUUGGACGCAACAGGAAGGCUCGCUUCAGUCUGUACAAACACCUGCACAAACACACCCUGCAGCACGCAGACAGCGUCAGCAGUGUCGACAGCUCAGGGAGUGGUUCAGUACGAAGCCUCAAGACAGGUGUUGGAGAGUUACAGGGAAACACACGCUUCUGGCAUGGAAAAGACUACUGCAACUUUGUCUACAAGGACUGGAUCCAGUUGGAGAAACCUUUUGAUGACUUCAUUGACAGAUACACCACUCCCAGAAUGCCUUGGCAUGACAUCGCCUCGGUGGUUCAUGGCAGAGCUGCGCGGGAUGUGGCCAGACACUUCAUUCAGCGCUGGAACUUCACUAAGAUCAUGAAGCCAAAAUAUCGCUCUCUUUCUUAUCCAUUCCUGCUGCCGAAGUCUCACUCCAGUGCCAGUGAGCUCAAAUACCAAGUUCCUGACUGUGUCAAUGCCAAAGUGCAGGUGUUGCGGUCAGCAGCAGAUUGGUCAGCCGGCAUAAAGUACCACGAGGAGUCCAUCCAUAAUGCCUACAUCCAGGUCAUCGCUAAAAGCAAACAUUACAUUUACAUCGAGAACCAGUUCUUCAUCAGCUGUGCCGACAACAAGAUGGUCUACAACAAGAUCGGGGACGCCAUCAUUGAAAGGAUCCUCAGAGCGCACAAGGAGGGUAAGAAGUACCGUGUGUAUGUGGUCACCCCCCUCCUUCCUGGCUUUGAGGGUGACAUCACCACAGGAGGAGGGAACGCCCUUCAGGCUGUCAUGCACUUCAACUACAGAACUAUGAUCAGAGGAGAUUACUCCAUCAUCUCACAGCUGAAAAAGGAGAUGGACGAACAGUGGAUGAACUACAUUUCCUUCGCUGGCCUGCGGACUCACACUGAGCUGGAGGGACGGCUGGUCACGGAGCUCAUCUACGUCCACAGCAAGAUGCUCAUCGCUGACGACAACACAGUCAUCAUCGGUUCUGCUAACAUCAACGACAGAAGCAUGCUGGGUAAACGUGACAGCGAGGUGGCGGUGAUUAUCGAGGACUUUGAAACAGUCCCUGCAGUCAUGGAUGGACAGGAGUAUGAGGCUGGACCCUACGCCCUUCAGCUCCGCCUCGAAUGCUUCAGGACUAUCCUUGGAGGUCACACUGACACCAGCAUUGACCUGUCUGACCCCAUCAGUGAUCGCUUCUAUAAGGAGGUGUGGAUGACCACAGCUGGCCGCAACGCCACCAUCUAUGAGAAGGUAUUCCGUUGCCUUCCUUCGUCCCUGGUGAGGAACAUGUCUGAGCUGGAGCAGUACCAAUCCAAACCGGGUUUGGCCCAGACCGACGUGGGCCGCGCUAAUGAGGAGCUGCGCAAAAUCCGAGGCUUCCUGGUCCAGUUUCCUCUGGAUUUCCUGUCUGAGCAGAACCUUAUGCCCUCUGUUGGAACAAAGGAGGCCAUGGUGCCAACUGAGAUCUGGACGUAAAGGAUGUGCCAGCCACUUACACUUUGGAAUUGUUUCUUGAGCAUUUUGAAGGAAAUAUCUGGAUUGCGUUGUCUCAAAUGUGUAAUAUUGGAUUUUCAAGAGAUCACCUUUAAAUCCAGAGAUAAGAGUCUCGUCUGGAUUAUUUUGACUGCUGGGUCUUGACAAAACUCUCAAAUCUGUUCCUACUGGCAAACACAAAACAGUAGUUACAGCUUAUUACGGUAAAGAUGAAUUUUUUUGGAUGUAUGAAGAACAAAGACAUGGCACUUGAGGACAACAUUUAUGACUGCGUUCAAGCUGUGGAGAUGAAAAACAGGCACAUGAACUUUGGUUUUUGGGAAUCAACUCAACUCUGCACACUUCAACCCUUUGGACUGUUGAGAAACAAGACAGCGAGGAGUUCUAAGGAAGCAGGGUGAGGCGGCAGUAAAGUUUUUGACAAUGACGCUAACAAAUAUUCAGCUGUUAGUUAAAAAUGAUCUGAAAAUACACAGAGAUGGCGAGGCAUUUGAUUCACUGAGUCGUGGUGUAUGCUCAUAAGGUGCGUUAGUGCUAUGUGCGAUGUUUAUCAGCUCACUGAGGACUCUUGAUGUAGCUGCUUUAGAUUUUAAGACCAUCAGAUGCAACUUAAGGAUCAUUUCUGUAAAACAAAUCCAAAACUUGUGAUCGUUCUUUACUGUGCAGUUCAUGUGCAGAGACAAUUUUACAAGUUCAACAGUGGUGCAUGAUUUAACUAACUGCUCAAAUCUUGUUAUUGCUAGAAUGCAUGUACCAAUCACAUCUCUGAAAAAAGCAUCAGAAGCGUUAUAUUUCCUUUCAAAGGUUUUUGUGGCGGAUCAUUUUAGGACACGAGGACUGAACUUUACUGAUGAAAUCAAAGUUUAUCUGACCCAGACACAGAAGUUAAUUCAACCCAUUAUUCUGUGUUCGGAUGGGUGAGGAAAAAAUUAUUGCAGCUGAGGGUGUAUGAUCAAAAUCUACAGUGUAGAACGGUUAUGAAUGGAUGAGACAAUCGGCCCCUUUAGAUUCAAAGGAGUCAUUUCCUCUUUGCUCAGCAGAUGGUGCUAGCUUCUUAAAAAUACAGUUUGUGUACAGCACUCCAAUAUGGGCCACUUACUUCUCCCGUUUAUUAUUUCUAUUAAGUGCAGGAAAACAGUCUGUGAAACAAUUUUAACAAUGGGGAAAAAACAAUAUUUUCCACAAAGCAUGCAACUGACGGUCAUAUGAAGAUACACUUUGAAUUGCUUGUUAUGUGUCCAGUUUCCUGGCAGUUCCACAGGUUUUCUUGGUGAAGCUUUAUACUCAGAGUGAAGAAUAAAAUCUACUUUUUUGUAGGGAUGCACCAGUACCAGUACUGACUCAAACAGCUGGAUCGAGUAUUGGUGAAAUUGGGCAGAUUUAAUCUUUGAAAAUAUAUCAAUUUUGACCAAUUUGUUGCUUAAUUUAAAAUGUUUACACUUAAAAAUAAUAAAAAAGUGAUUGGAAUGAUUUUUUUCCAAUCAUAAAUAAUUUGUAUUCUAUAUAUUUGUUAUAUUAUAGCAAUGUUUAAGUGAAGCUCAAUGUUGCUUGGCAUUUACUGUACAUAAAACAAUGAUCCCAGUCACUUCCACACAGUGAGGUAAACAACUUAUUCAUUAAAAAAAUGGUCGGUAUUUGGCCGAGAUAUCGAUAUAAGGACUGAAAAAGUCGAACUGAUGCAUCCCUACUUUUUUUGUAAUGUAAAUCAGCUUGUAUCUGUCAGGAGGAAACUAAGUUUUUCUAAGCAUUCUUCUAGUAUAUAAGCAACAGUUUUGGGCAUAAUUUGUAUUGGUGAAUGUAUGGACUCGAUACCUAAUUUUCAUUUAUAAUAUUUGUCACAGUAUCUUGUUUGCUCACCACUCUCCUCCUAAAUGUGAAGUUAAAGAACCAUGUUUCUAGAAUCCAGCUGUGCUCAGUUGUUGCUACCAACAUAAAACACACAAGCAAGUCAAAGCAAGUAAUUGGUUAAUCAUUUUUAAUAAGAUAAUGAAACCAUAAAAGCUGUAAGAGAAUUCCUGGAAAUCAAUUACUUUUGGAUCACGUCCUCCAUAUUCUCACAAAAAGGCCACAUGCCCUUUGACACACACACACACACACACACACACCAUGUGAGCGUGGGCUUUUAUUUAAUGGGACCAGGAAUAUGAUUAAUUUCAGGUGAAGUGAUGAUUAAUGUCACAUUUCUGUCUGCAAAGACAGUUUCGUUUUCAGUUUGCCAGAUUUUGAUGUCACUGUAUUGUUUACCUUGCUGUAUUUGUCAUUGCAUUAUCUAUGGAAUAUGAAUCAUUUAACAUUUUUUUUAACUUGUAUUUUUUUUCAAUGAAUGGCAUGGUUGUAUGGACUUCUUUCUUUAACAUAACCGUGAUGCAUCUCUCUUAUCAACUAUCUGUAACUUGGACUUCCACUGUUUAUGUACAAUAUAUUUUUUGUACAGUUUAAAGUGUUUCCAAUUUAUUUUCUGUCUGUUCAUUUAACACAGUGUAACACAUCAUUUAAAUGGCUAACAAAUAAAAUCUAUUUAUUAAUUA
Molecule: messenger RNA, 5882 nt
Organism: Centropristis striata (black sea bass)
Lineage: Eukaryota; Metazoa; Chordata; Actinopteri; Perciformes; Serranidae
Gene: pld1a
Product: phospholipase D1a
Exons: 26
Coding region: 175-3336 (1053 amino acids)
Biological process (GO): cell motility; phosphatidic acid biosynthetic process; intracellular signal transduction
Molecular function (GO): D-type glycerophospholipase activity; phosphatidylinositol binding
Source: RefSeq, a predicted model, not a curated record